GGCAGCCCUUCUGUUCAUUCUGUCUGGGGAUGAUGCAGCUUUUGGCACUCAGCACUGGGGAUCAGGAGGGGAGCGCUGGCCCAUGACAUCACACAAUGCUAAUAGAGUGCUGCUGCUGCUGCUGCUAUACAGGGAAAUGAUACUUGCGUUCCACAGGCACUGCUGCAUGGGUGUGGCGCAGGGGAAGAGCUCUGGAUUCUGGAUACAUCCCUGGAGUGCCUCAGUAAAACAGUUGGUAAGAGAGAACUACUCAACUGGAAAUCAGUUGACAAGGUUGCAGGCCUAAAGAAUGGCGGACCUUGGACAUAACUUCAGCCUUCAGGAUGCCCUGACAGAUGGGCCAGCUGAGACGGAACCAGAAGUCAAGCAGGAUUUUAUAACCUCGUUGGAGAAUGAGAAAUUUGAAGAUGAAGUCGGCGAAACAUGCGACAAGUCCAACUAUGUUCCCCUGUUGGACGAUGAUGACAUAAAGGAACCAAAGAACAAAUUGGAACAUUCUGCCGCACCUCAUGAGUCCAUUAUGGAGAAUGGGGAGCACAACCUUGGAGAAAAUGAAGUCACAGAUCCAUUUAGGUCAAACCACAAUGAAAAUGUCUUGUUAGAUCUACCUCCCUUUGAUACGACAAACCGACCUGCAUUAUUGGAGCACUUUGAAGCUGAAGGAACGGUUUCUGAGCUUAACCCAUUCGAGGAAGGCUGGCUGACCGAUUCCAACUCAAAAACAGAAGGAACAGAUACACCCAGUGAAGAUAUCUCUGAAAUAACCACCGGUCACACACCAAGUGACUGUUCAAUUCGGGUUCCACUUCCAUUGACCCAGAGUGACAACAUGGCUGGGAUCUGGCAGCCGACUGCUGAAGAACAGCUGGCACUGAGUCCUCACCACCCAGCAGAGCCCUACAGGAGUCCCGAGGAAGCAACGUUACUCUUACCAGAAGGUCAGGCUUCUUUUGACACAUAUUUACACGAGGGAAGCAGAGAAUUCAAAUUCCAAGAUCAAGAAAAGCCGGAAUAUGAAGGAGCUGCUGAACUAAUCUCAUGUAUCUCAUUUGAUGCUCCUUUGGAUCCCUGUGCUGAACCACUCCGAGGAAAUGAAUCUCUUCAUGAGUCAGAGGAGCAUGCAAAGGAAUCCCUUAUUGUGGAACCUGCUUAUAGCACAGUGAAUGAGGACAGUCCAGAAUACCUCUCUGUGGAUGCACCAAAUGCUCAAUUGGUGGAACAAGUAGACAAAGCUGCGUUGUUACCUGCAGAAGGUCAAUUGAAUGAAGAAGUAGGGCAACCUGCAAUAGCUGAAGACACAGUAAACAAACCGGUCAUUGAAGAAAGGGAUAGAGAAGGAUCUACUAAUAAUGAAGAGCUUCUAGAAUUAGAGGAAGCAGAACAUCAAACUGGCGAAAUCCCAUUAGAAAAACUAGACCUCGUUUUAGAAGAAUGCAAAUCUGAUACCUUGAUUCCCCAAGCUGUUGAAACCCCUUCUGAGCAAGAGCUAAUUCUAGAGGAGGAACACCAAAACUACCAGCCACAACUUCCAUGUGAAGAUUUUUUGUCUAGCAAAGCUGACGAUUAUUUGUCCACUCCCAAAACUGAAGAACAGGAUUGGUCGCCUCUAAAAACUGAAGCUGAGUUGUUGGCCCUAGCCACACCUGAAGCUGAGUUGUUGGCCCCUGCCACACCUGAAGCUGAGUUGUUGGCCCCUGCCACACCUGAAGCUGAGUUGUUGGCCCCUGCCACACCUGAAGCUGAGUUGUUGGUCCCUGCCACACCUGAAGCUGAGUUGUUGGCCCCUGCCACACCUGAAGCUGAGUUGUUGGUCCCUGCCACACCUGAAGCUGAGUUGUUGGCCCCUGCCACACCUGAAGCGGAGUUGUUGGCCCUAGCCACACCUGAAUCUGAGUUGUUGUCCCCUGCCACACCUGAAGCUGAGGUUUUGACCCCUGACACACCCGAAGCUGAGGUUUUGACCCCUGACACACCCGAAGCUGAGGUUUUGGCCCCUGGCACACCUAAAGCUGAGGUUUUGGCCCCUGGCACACCUGAAGCUGAGGUUUUGGCCCCUGACACACCUGAAGCUGAGGUUUUGGCCCCUGACACACCUGAAGCUGAGGUUUUGGCCCCACCUGUUUUGAUUUCCCCCACACACGAAGCCAGGGUUUUGUCAACUCCAAAAACUGAUAUUUUGGAUGAAAACAGAAUAGAAACCUUACAUGUUCCUGAAGAUAUCCCAGCCCAACAAGCAGAGCUUGAUUUUGAAGAGGCACCUUUAGAGCAAAAACCCUCUGCAGGAAGUCCAGUGGAAGAACCAUCAUCUGUUGCAGAAACUGCACCUGAGAAAGACGAUGAGCAUAAAGCAGUGUCUCAUGUCGAAUUUCCCCAAGAUAUUCAAGCAUCCUUAAAGCGAGGUUACAAAACAAGUGACCGCAGAUUUGGCAGAACAAAAUCUACAGUGGUUCCUGUUUCAGGUGUCCUUGCAGAACCACACUUAGGUAGGCAGAGUGCUGAAAGCAGGGGUUUCUUGGUCUCUAGAGCCAAAGAUUUGCAUAAGAAAGCUCACGACCUCAUGGAGAACAGACAAGAAACCUUUAAAGAUGGUGGGGAAAUUGACAGUGCUCAGGCAUUGAUGAAGAAGAAAAAGAAAAAACCAAAACAGAAGAAGAACACCCAAACUAAAGUAUCUGAGUUUUUUGUGGAAGAUGACUUAGAUUUAAAUAUUAGAGCUCAAUCUGAGCUCCAAGUCUCAGGCUCUGAACCCCUGGGGCAACACAAGUCUGUGAGGAGAAAACACUUGAUGAGAGAAGUAGAACAAAUCCAUGACCCCCUUAUGUUUUCAACAACAUGCUCAUCAACAAGAGAAGCUAUAGAAAAGGAAGCGAAAGUAGAGGCCAGCCUACCUGCACAGUGUUUCACAAAUGAAAAACAGGACCCUCAAAAUAUUAUGGGGAAAAAUCCCUACACAAUUGCAGAAUCUCAAUACAUGGCUCUAGAUGCAGCACUGAAAGAUAAAACUCCUUUAGACAACUGGGGAAGCAUUUUACAUGAACCAGAAAAAUCUUUAGACCAAAUGGAGGCUAAUGUCGCAUUGACUGACAAAGUCCUUACUAAAUGCCCCUAUUUAAAACAUGUCCUUAAAGAGGUCCAGCAGCCUGAACAUUCAGAGACGUAUAAAUCUACUACAGAUACAAAAACAACUACCUGUCCCUCUGCAAACUUGCCUGAAGAUCCUAUUCUAGAAGCAGAUAUGGCAAAAUCGCAGCUGGAAGCUGCCAACUUACUUUGUGAUAAGACAAAAAAGGCAGAUGGAAGACUGAAUGAUAACUGGAUUUCAGGGCCUUCAGAAGAUUUCAAACCAAUACAUAACGUACCAGAGACUGGAGGGUGUAAACCUAACCGCAUAGGUAAAGAGGAGCAAGCUAGCAGAAAAGAUAAGCCCUCAGUUGAAAAGUCUGAUGACAAAGAAGACACUAAGCAAGAAACUGUAACUGCUGUUGUCAAUAUGGCAGAGCAAGACCAAAGGAACAAUAACACUGACCGCACACAACUUAAACAACCCAAUAGUUCUGAAGGUCAGGCUGUUAAAUCUGUAUCCAGCAGUCAGAGUUUAGUGCAGGUUUUACCAGAAUCAGAUUUUGCAAGUGUAAAUCUUCAGGGCUUAGACCCUGACUUUGGUAUAAUACCUCGGCCUUCAGCCUCUGCCAAAUGGGAUAAGCCAAAGAGAGAAAAUGAGAGAAGGAAUAGAAGUUUACGCCCCUAUUCAGAAUCUGUAUUAAAUGCAGAUGUGGCAGCACCAGAUUCCAUUUUGGUUGUCGAUAACUCCUCUUCUCAAAGUCUUGCACCAAAAGAAACAAUUUUUGAACCACUUGGCAUCAUUGAAAAGGAGACUAUUGCGCUUGAACAACCGUCUCCUGUUACAUUUGAAGCUGGAGAUAACAAAUGCCUUGGUGAGGACAGCUUUCUAUUUCAACGUCAAAUAAAAAACAAAAGAGGAAAAUCCAAAAUGAAGGCAGAAAUUAAAGCCAGUGAAGCUACGGACAGUGGGCCGCAUUCAUAUUCUGAGCCUGCUGCUGUGUUUGAAGGAAGCGGAACAAGGAAACCUAAAGAAACCGUUUCUAGUGUUGGCAGAAGUGAACGAGGCUCUCUAAAGCGUGCACACGGGGCAGAGAAGACAACAAGUUCAGUGUUACCUGAGAUACUUGGAAACCAGAGGAAGCCUGAAUCUGAGAUUGUACAAAGCAAUGUUGUAGAUUCCCCAGCAGAUGUAGUAGCUCCCUCUAAGGAAAUAAUGGCUGUUGCUGACCAUGCCGUAAAAGAAAAGGAACAUGAUACGCAGCUUGCUGAAUCCUUAAACGUUAAACCUGAUAUAUUCACCACAUUUCCCAAGGUCCAGAACAUAGACCAAAUAUGUAAGCUAGACAAAUCUGAACAUUUAGAUUUACCAAAACAUCUCAAUGAUGAUAUUUCAAUACUUACAGCAGUGUCAGCUGAUAUUAAUAUCAAAGACAUAGUAACACCCGAGAUUAAAGAUAAAUCCACUCUCCAAAAAGACCUGAAAACCUCAGUUGACAAACCUGACACAUUAUAUUCUUUGGUGGCUCGUUCUUUAGACAAUAUAGACUCGAAGAAUGAGCUACCAAACCUUGGCCAAGAAAAUAAAAUCCGGAGCCACGGUAAAACUGCCCACCUUACUGAAGUGGCAGUCGUAGCCUGCCCAGAUGACAAAUGCAAGACCUCUAAGCUAAAGGAACAAAAUAAUAUUGAAGUUCAGAAAAGUGAUGGUGAAAAUUUGUCUAAAUUAGAGGAAUCUGAAAACUGGGUUGUCGAUUUGUCUGGAAGCAACUUGUUAGCAGUUGACAACAAAAGCGUUGCAACAAGUUUAAUAGAUUUUCACCCUGAAGCAUCGCUUGAAGCUACUACGGGAAUGCUUGAAGGUUCCAUUGCUGCUCCAAUCUGUAGCGAAAAAUGUAUUGUUGAAGAGAAACUUGGGCAUUUGGAUCUGUCCAGUCUCAGUCAGCCAUUAGAAAAGGAGCAGCCUUCUCUACUAUUGCCUACAGAGAGCAUAACAGAACCACAUUUGCCUGAGGAUGAACUGUCAUUGGUUGCCAGUCUAGAGAAAGGCCCCUCUAAGACCGAGAGGGAAAAGCUUCUGGAUGAAUCACCUGCAAGUCCUCCAAAACCUUCUCAUUCAGGUGAAAUCGUAAAAGAGGUCUCUAAAAUUAAAACAGAAUCAGUGCCUGUAACUGUUAAGAAAGAAAAAACACCACCACCCUCUGAAAAAUUGCUAAAAAAUAUCCCCAGCAAAUUCGAAGAAACGGUAAAGGCAUCCGAACCGUUAAAAGGUUACAUGAGGCCCACAAAAGCCAGAGGAUUUGUGUCCACUUUACCAAAACCUCCUUCCUCUGAUACUGAGAAGCAAAGGCACCUGAAGGACAUCCAUUUAGUUCAACAAAGGCCAGAUAAAGCAACUCCAGAAACUGUAGAACCCGCUGCAGCUGCAACAGAAAGUGAAAAGACAAGUCCACCAAGCAAAAAACUCCCACCAAGCCCAGAGAGGAAAGCCAAGACUUCUGCUGCAACACCAUCCAAGACUCCACUGAGCAAAAGCAAAGUCACAGGGGCAGCCGCUGCCCCCAGUCCCAAGAAACCUGUUUCUGCUACUCCUACUCAGAAAAAGUCUGCUAGCCCUGCUCCAGCUUCAACCACAACACCAAAACGCCCCCUGAGCAGUGUUAGCAGGCUCACCAGUGCAACACCCAAAGACUCCAAGCCCAAGACUCUUGAUUUGAAAAGCCCAGUGAAAAGCCCAGACAAGAAACCAGCGGUUCCAAAGCAAACUCCAACCUCCACUACUCCUAGAGCCUCUGUAAAGGCCAGUCCUGUAGCCUCCAAAGGCAGCACAACUACAGCAGCAGCAGCACCCACCACAGCAAGCACAGCACCCAAGAGUGCGGUUACCCCAAAGCGUCCAACAGCGCCCAAGAACGAUGUGAAACCUGCAGAAGUGAAGAGAAUCCCCAGCACCAAAUCCCCCACAGAAGCAAGUCGUCCAAAAUCGGUUCCAGCUGACUUGACUAAGGCCAAUGGGCCAGCAGCAGCUCCCACUCGUCCCAGGACGACCAAGCCUGCUGUUCCCAAAACUACUGGGGCUUCUAGCACAGCUGUGGAGGCAAAGAAGUUGCCAUCUGCCAGAACAGCUCCACUGAGCAAACCUAGCGCUGCUCCACUGAGUAAAACUUCUACUGCCCCCCUCAGCAAAACCACUGCAGCUCCUAAGCAGCCACGGCCAGCCACAGUUCCUGACCUGAAGAACAUCCGCUCAAAGAUUGGUUCCACAGAUAAUAUAAAGCACCAACCAGGGGGUGGCAAGCAGGUGGAUAAAAAGCCUGUGCCAAUCAGCACAGCCAGGAAACCUGUUCCCCCCGCUGUCCCUAAAACAGCCACUGCUGCUAAAUCCACAGAUACAAAAGAGACUGCUCAAAAGCAGAGCAAUGGGAAAGUCCAGAUAGUCUCCAAAAAGCUGAACUACAGCCACGUUCAGUCCAAGUGUGGCUCUAAGGACAAUAUUAAGCAUGUCCCUGGUGGUGGCAAUGUUACAAAUGCUGCAAAGCCAGCAACUGGGGGUACCCGCCCACAAGCAUCCGGCGCCCACAAACCUGCCAGUGCCAACGUCCAGAUCCUCAACAAGAAGAUUGAGAUGUCAAAAGUUUCUUCCAAAUGUGGCACAAAACCCAGUAUGAAGCACAAACCAGGUGCAGCGGAGGCAAAUAUUGGCAACUCCAUAAAGGAGGAGGCAGCAAAGACAACCCAGGAGGAGAGCGUAAAAGUAGAGGAAAGCCAAAAUACUGGGGAACAGGUGGUUCCUUCCCAGAACGGAGACCCAGUUACUCCCACAGAAUUCCCAAAACAAGAAGCACAGGAAAACGGAGUGGGAGAGAGAAGCCCAGCAGAGGGUGACAAUGAAAGGGAAAGCUUCAGCACUCUAAUACCAGAGACAAGCGUCUAACGAUGAAUUUGUGGUGUCCUCAUCCAUUUCCCACAUUGUCCAAUCUCAUCCCAUAUAAAACUCUUUGUCAUGUUUCCCUCCCACUUGUCUUCAACCCACCUCCGAAAUUCGCCACACUCUUUUACUGCAGAUUGAGACGCGCCCGGGGUGAUGUCCCGAGAGGCCGCCGGCACAAGAUGGACCACGGAGAAGACCUCUCCAUCUGAAUCCCAUGUCCUCCAGCCUAUCAGCACUUAAUCCUCCCCACAUAUCCCAUCGUGUGUGGCUUAGCACCUCAGACUGCGUGGGCCCAAGCCACCUGAUGCCUCAUCACCGCUGCUCAACUACUUGUCGCUCUCCAGACUGUAACUGCUGCUUCCCCGGCAAGGCUUGUGCUCCCAUUUGAUAUUCUUUCUGCACUUUGUAAGAGCCGGCCAAGCCUAGUCUUCUUAACUGUGUGUCUGGCUUAGCCCAUGGCUCUCUGCUUAUAUAGGGUGUGAUAUUUAUGUGUAUUUUAGCUGCUAGUAGGUUUUAGCUAGCCCCGUAUUCUCAGAUUUGGCCCACUCCAUAAACCCUUUCCUACAAUCACUAAAUAUAUUGUUAUAUAUCAUAAUACAUAGUCUGGGGCAGACAACAAGGACUGUAACAUUGAAUUGGACCCAUUGAAUGAAUUCAUAGAAAUUCUGCUUUUUUUAACAACGUUCUACUCCACGCUGAAUUACAAACAGGUGGCGUAUGGUGGGAAUUUUAGACACAUUCGAUCGGUUAUAGACUGGGCAUAUGAGUUUGCAGCUCCUCUACAACAUGCCAUUUGCCUUCCCCUUUAAAGGAUAAGUAAACUUUUAAAAUAAGCGAAUGUAAAAUUGAUGAGGGGGCUAUUCUAA
Messenger RNA from Xenopus laevis (African clawed frog), 7857 nucleotides. It is a transcript of the gene map4.S, whose product is annotated as microtubule associated protein 4 S homeolog. The transcript is spliced from 24 exons. The record is from RefSeq and is a predicted model, not a curated record. The coding region runs from base 290 to 6994 and encodes 2234 amino acids. NCBI's taxonomy places the organism in Eukaryota, Metazoa, Chordata, Amphibia, Anura, Pipidae.